UCUGCUCCCACUCGCUGCACCUAUCCUGCCUUUAACCCUGUAAAGAAGUCCACUGUAGCAACUGCUCCCUCCUCUGUUCCAUCCUCCAGCUCUUCUCUGUCUUCAGCUGCUCUAUCCACUUACAAACCUGCGCUUACUUACAGUGCUCCGGUAACUAAAACCAGGAAAAGGCGAAAAUUCUUUCCAACCAGUACCAUCCUGCCAGUAUCCAAACCGAUCAGCCUGCCAUCUGAGAACCCGCCUUCCGUGGUGCAGCCUGAUGUGCCUUCGUCCGGUGCCCAGCCCCAUGAGCCUCCGCCCGGUGCCCAGCCCGAUAUGCCUCCGUCCGGUGCCCAGCCUGAU
Molecule: messenger RNA, 342 nt
Organism: Staurois parvus
Lineage: Eukaryota; Metazoa; Chordata; Amphibia; Anura; Ranidae
Source: the annotation of a GenBank genome assembly